AUGGCAGAAUGUCUCUGGUAACGUUGCACGUGUUACGUUGCCACGGCUUGGCAAGGCUCGCUAUUCCAUCGCGAUUCGUAACAACCAGUAGACCGGCGUUGACGAAGCUCGUUGCUUUCGCGAAACCUUGCCGAGACAUGUCGUACACAACCGUCGAGAGGGGUGCGCUCAAUAGCACGGACUACAGAGUAUUUUUAAAAAAUGAGUCGGGUGUCCCAAUCUCGCCUAUGCAUGACAUUCCGCUCUAUGCCAACGAAGAAAACAAGACCAUGCACAUGAUUGUCGAAAUACCAAGAUGGACAAACGCCAAAAUGGAGAUAUGUCUUAAAGAGCCUUUGAAUCCCAUUAAGCAGGAUGUCAAGAAAGGCAAAUUGAGAUUUGUCGCUAAUUGUUUUCCUCACCAUGGUUACAUAUGGAAUUAUGGAGCUUUGCCACAAACAUGGGAAAAUCCUGAUGUUUUGGAUGAAGCAACAGGCUGCAAAGGUGACAAUGAUCCUAUUGAUGUUCUUGAAAUAGGAUACAAGGUUGCCAAACGAGGCGAGGUAUUAAAAGUGAAAGUUCUUGGAACUGUAGCACUUAUUGAUGAAGGUGAAACUGAUUGGAAAAUUAUUGUAAUUGAUGUUAAUGAUCCUUUGGCAGAUCAAAUGAACGAUAUAAACGAUAUGGAGACACAUUUCCCAGGCUUAUUGAAAGCUACAAUUGAAUGGUUUAAGAUAUAUAAAAUUCCGGAUGGAAAACCAGAAAAUCAAUUUGCAUUUAAUGGGGAAGCAAAAACACGAGACUUUGCGCUGCACAUUAUUGAUGAAGUGCAUCAACAUUGGCAAAAUUUAAUCAAACAGGAAGGUUCAUCUGGUGAAAUAGACUGUUCUAAUGUAACAGUGGAGGGGAGUCCUUUCAAGAUUACCACAGAAGUUGCAGAGGAGAUUUUAGAAAAGGCGCCUGAGCCAGUAGAACCUCAAGCCGUCGAACCAAUAGUUGACAAAUAUUACUUCAUGCAUCCCAAAUUGUAAUAGUUAUGAUGGGACCUAAAAAUUGUAUUUACUUUUCGAAUACUUGAAUUAUGUAUAUGAAGACUUUAUUGAUGCUGAAUGUAUGUGAAUUAAAACUCUUGUUCAUUAAA
This is a messenger RNA of Temnothorax curvispinosus, 1120 nucleotides long. RefSeq names its product inorganic pyrophosphatase (gene Nurf-38). Bases 9 to 1010 code for a protein of 333 amino acids. Gene Ontology annotation, molecular function: magnesium ion binding; inorganic diphosphate phosphatase activity. The record is from RefSeq and is a predicted model, not a curated record. Gene Ontology annotation, cellular component: cytoplasm. Gene Ontology annotation, biological process: phosphate-containing compound metabolic process. NCBI's taxonomy places the organism in Eukaryota, Metazoa, Arthropoda, Insecta, Hymenoptera, Formicidae. The transcript has 8 exons.